Molecule: messenger RNA, 2595 nt
Organism: Cavenderia fasciculata
Lineage: Eukaryota; Evosea; Eumycetozoa; Acytosteliales; Cavenderiaceae
Gene: agnB
Product: argonaut-like protein
Exons: 3
Coding region: 1-2595 (864 amino acids)
Biological process (GO): regulatory ncRNA-mediated gene silencing
Cellular component (GO): P granule
Molecular function (GO): protein binding; piRNA binding
Source: RefSeq, a predicted model, not a curated record
AUGAGCGAAAGAGGAGGUAAAAAAGGAGGAAGAGGAGGUAAAGGAGGAAGAGGAGGAAAAGGAGGACAACAACCACAACAACAACAACAACAAGGCCAAGCUCCUGUUCAACAACCAGCUGCCGUAGCCCCACCUGUUGUAGUCCCACCAAGCAAACCAGCCGCCGCUCCAAGUCAAGUUCAGGCUCCUGUCCAACAACCAGCCGCUCCAAGUCCAAGUGCUUGGGGGAAACCACCUGCUGGUGCUUGGGGAAAACCACCCGGUUUAUCCGUCCAACCAUCAUCUACCCCCGCCGCUACUGCCCCUGCACCCAAGCAACCAGUAGCUCAACCUACUACUACUACUAGUACCACUAGUACUACUAGUACUACUAGUACUGCUGCUGCCGCCUCGUCAUCAUCAUCAUCGUCAACAUCAGGUACCAUUGUCACUCCAGGUGCCGAAAGACAAGGAAGAAGAAGAGAAGCAGAUAUUGAUGUUACUGAUCUCGCACAAAGAAAGAACAUUGCUGCCAGAUCUGGUUCUAUCACCAAACUCGCCGUCAACCAAUUCCAGCUAAAGUUUAGUCAAAAUAAGUUAUUCCAGUAUGCUGUUGAUUUCCAACCCCACGUUGACAACCGUACCACCAAGUGGGAUAUCCUUACCUCGUUCAAGGCUGAGAUUGGUUUGUUCAUGUAUGAUGGUGUAGGUGUUCUCUAUUCCACCAAAGAGAAACCAACCACUACCUACUCUACCAAAACUGGUGUUAGAGUAUCACUCCAAUUUGUAAAAGAAAUCGUUCAAACUGAUCCUUCUGCAGUUCACUUUUACAAUAUUUUGUUCAAACGUUUUAUGAGGGAUAUGGGAUUCUCUAUUAUUGGUAGACAAUACUUUAAUAGUAGUAAGAUUCAUCAAAUCCCAACACAUAACCUUGAAGUAUGGCCAGGCUUCUUUACGUCUGUUAAUCACAUUGCAGUUGGUACCUCAUUGUUGGCAGAUGUAGCUCACAAGAUUGUUAGAACUCAACACUUGUGGGAUUUCAUCAAGGAGCAAAGAGCCAACCGUGUCAAUGACACUGAUAUCAACAACAAGCUUGCUGGUAGUAUCAUCAUCACCAAGUACAACAACAAGACGUACAGAGUCUCGCUUGUAGAUUUCAAAAAGACAGUCAAGGAAUCUUUUGACAGUUUUUCUGGUGGCAAGAUCACCUAUUUGGAUUACUAUCGUAAACAGUAUCCAAAUUUCAAGAUCACUGACACCAACCAACCACUUAUUGGUUGUGAUGUCAAACAUCGUGGUGUUUUGGAACGUAUCUAUAUUGUUCCAGAGUUGAGUUUCCUCACAGGAAUGUCAGAAGAGAUCACGUCUAAUCGCAAGAUCAUGAUGGAUCUCUCUAAUCACACCAUCAUCACUCCUGAACAACGUCUCCGUACCCUUUCAGGAUUUGUUCAAGACCUUAGAACCAAUCCAAAGGUUGCCACUACCAUUCAAGAAUGGGGGUUCAACAUUGGUAAUGCCAUGCCAGUCGAUGGAUACAAACUUCCAGACCCCGAGACUGUCCAAACCAUCAAAGUCUUAAAGGGUGGAAAGUGGGCACUCUUGGCUGGCGACCGUGACAUGCAAGCUGCCGUGACUUUUGCCAGCAAGUUUGUAAAGAUGACCGAGCUCUCUCAACCCGACCAGGUCACUGUCUCUGGUCACCCACUCCGUCCUGAAAGCUGGAUCAAAGAUCUUGGAAAGCUUGCUGGAAAGGGUUACCUAUUUAUCAUGAUUGUCAUUCCUGCCAACAGAACCGACAUUUAUGAUGCCAUCAAGAAAGAGUCUUUGCUCAGACUCAAGAUGAUCACUCAAUGUGCCUUUAUCCGUACACUCGAAAAGGAUGGUAUGUCUGUUGCCACCAAGAUCACUCAUCAAGUCAUUGCCAAGCUUGGUCGCAGUCCAUGGUAUCUCAAACAAACCAUAGCUACCGGUAUGCCAAAGAAGACCAUGGUAGUUGGUAUUGAUGUUGGUCACAACUCUGAUCAACGUGGAAAGUCUGUAGUUGGUUUUGUCAGUUCAAUCGAUGACCACUACACUCAGUUCCAUACCACAGCUAUCUGUCAAAGUAGACCAGGCAAGGAGAUUGUAGAGUCUCUGAAACCCUCCAUGCUUUCAGCACUCAAGGCUUACCAUGAAAAGAACAACACGCUCCCCGAAGUUGUCAUUGUCUAUCGUGAUGGUGUCGGUGAUGGUAUGCUCGGUCUCGUUAGAAAGUUUGAAGUAGCCGCCAUCAAGGAGGCCUUUGCUGAAGCUCCUUCCAUCUGGGGUAUCAAACCCAAACUCAUGUAUUGUGUUGUUAAAAAGAACACCAACACCCGUUUCUUUGAUCUUGGCAACCACUAUGGUAACCCUGCUCCUGGUACAAUCAUCGACAAGGGUUGCACCCACACCAACUGGUACGAUUUCUAUCUCGUCUCUCAACGUGCCAUCAACAAGGGAUCAGUCAAUCCAACUCACUACCAUGUGAUUGUAGAUGAAACUGAUAUUCCAGCAGACUUGUUCCAAUUAUAUACAUACAAAUUAUGUUUUAUCUUUGCAAAGGAAAAAACCAACUGUCCAUCCAUUUUAAAAAAAUAA